UUAGUUAAUGGGUAUAGUAAAUUAUAUUUGCGAUUAUUAAGUAUAUAAUUUGCAGUUUAAAUAAGAUUUACUUUCUUGUAGUAAACCAUGUAACAGAAGUAAAAUCGUAUUUCGAAUUCGAAAGUCUCUCUUUAAAUGAUUCUCAUUAACAACGUGUUAUAUAAAUUUAAAAGUCAUCCAAGAAUAUUGCAAAUAAUUUACUCGUAUUGAUACUAGAUGCUUUAAACAAAAUUUUAUUUUUUCCUUUACAUUAUAUAGUUUUCAUUACACUUUUGCUACAAAUUCUAUAUUUCAGUUGUCAGUAGAUCUAGUUUUUCUAAAAUCAUACUUCCCAAUUUUCCAUGUAAGCAUAACAAUAUUUUGUCUAUAAAAAGAAUAAAAACAUAAAAUCUAUUGAUACAAAUCGAUCAUGUAUAUUACAAUGUACAAUAAUUAGUACCCUAGUGCAUAAUUUUUCCUAUUUCGAAAUAUAAUUUGACAUAUACAGUGUAUCGCAACAAUCGUGGUAUAAUCGGCAACAGGGUAAUUCUAUGUGAAAAAGUCGAAAAUAUAGAAUAGAAUUCUUUCAUACAAUUCUUAGUUUUCAAAAACAUCGAAUUUGAAAUGAAAUCAGCUAAAAUUAGUACAGUAUGAUAUUUAUUAAGAAAAUAAUAAUACAGAAAUAAGAAUAAAUCAUAAAGAAGAACAAUAUAUGUAAUUAGUAAGAGGGUUCGAAAAGGUAAAUAUACAGGUACGUGACUCGCGCGCCCGGAGACAAGCUGUGUAGAGAGACAGCUGCUCCGAUCGAAGGAUAUGAAUAGAGGGGAUGGAAGGAAGAGAGGGGGAAAGAGAAAAAUAGGAGGCCGGACCAAAGGGAGAACACCAUAAACAUACAAGUUUCGGAUUGGUUCUGCUUUCUCCUUUGUCUUCGGGAUGUUAUAAUACGAUCAGACUGCUUCGAAAUCAUCAUUUCAAAGUUGUAUUUCGUUGAGUGCGUUUACAGUACCGUUUCGGAAACCGGAGAGAUCGGAAUUUUGGCGCCGUACCACCGACGCGAUAUCAGUGACAGUGUAAGUGGUUAUGUUGUCGUGCUUACUUGCCAUACGCGUUUUAUCGUACACGUAGCCGUAUUAGAUAGUUUUCAGUAUCUUUAUUGCACAAUCGUACGGAUUUUUUUUGAUCGAAAUUGUGUUCAUGAGUGACUACCUCGCAUCAGCAAUAACGUGGAAUCAAGGUUAUAUCCUGCUUUGGAGAUUGAUGUUAUAUUGUGCAUCUGUGUAACAAGGAAAUAUAAUCACACAUAAAGUACAUUUGUUCAUUCGCGUUGAAAGAAGAAUACAGAGAGUAGAAGUGAGGGUUAAGUGUGAUAGUAAAUGCAGUGGCUGAGGAAGAGAUGGACCCAUCAAUGUUUGUUCCAUACACUCCUCAAACAAACGGCGUCCCAUUGGAAUCCAAGCUUGCUACCUACAUGAAUCGCCAUAAUUCAGCGAUACCUCUAAGUACUACAGUUGUUACAAAACAUAUGUCAAACCUUUCUCUGGAUUCACAGAAAAAGGUAACUGCCACCAGUCCAGAAUUUGUACCUGGAAGACCUUUUACUGGUAGUAACAGUAGUCCUCCAAUCCUUUUCAAUAAUUCUUAUUACUCGCAGGAGAAUGUAGGCGGUACUACAUACUUCUACGUUGGGAAUGCAGCAGCUGAUACUGUUGGAGCUGAGGAAGCAACUGAAACUAUUGGAAAUGUAGCAGCAGGUCAGAUAGGCUAUGUCUAUCCUGGAACACCUGCGCACCUCCAGCCAGUAAAACCUACAAAACCUGUGUCAUCUAACAGUUCUUCAGCUCCCUCAACCCCUCCCCCUCAAGCAACCACCGGUUUUUUUGUUAGUGAAAGUUUAAGAAUGGACAUUGUUCAAAAAAAUGCUUUAACGUUAGCACAACCUGAUGUAGUACGAUUUCCCGACCUACCAGACGAGGUAGAUAAUUAUCAUGAGUUGUGUCCAUUGGAAUCAAUUCACAAACCUGCUUCGACGAUGCUGGGAUAUCAAACUUCGACGUACAAAGCUACCAGCAUUAAAAACGGUACACGUUACUGUCUGCGACGUAUACAUGAUUUCAGACUUGCUAAUACAAAGUGUAUGAUGCUGGUAGAUAUGUGGAAGCGAUUAUCACAUACGAAUUUAGUGCAGUUAAGAGAAGUUUUUACCACCAAGGCUUUCGGUGACCAUUCCAUGGUAUUUGUUUACGAUUAUCAUCCCGGAUCGGAAACAUUAUUAAAUAAGCAUUUCUCAGGAACCGAAUUAAAUGGUUAUACAGAUCCAUUUUCUUCGGAUCCAAAUGCUCCUCGACCUUACAGUCAUACCAAGAAUACUAUUUUGAGACAACAGCAUAGCAGUAUGCUACCAGAAAGUGUUAUAUGGAGCUACAUAAUCCAGCUCACUGCCGCACUUCGUGUUGUACACGCUGCUGGUUUGGCAUACAGGUGUUUAGAUCCUACAAAAGUGUUAAUUACAUCGCAAGCAAGACUUCGUUUAAGUUGUGUAGCUGUACCAGAUGUUGUUACUUUCGAGGGAAACUCAGCAAAUCCACUUUCGCUAAUAGCACACUAUCAGCAAGAGGAUUUAAUCGCCUUAGGAAAGUUGGUGUUGGCAUUAGCAUGUCGCAGUCUCCUUGCCGUCCAUCGCGACAACAUGCAAGCUUCCCUCGAACUCGUCGCACGUUCCUACUCUGCGGAUCUUCGAAACCUUAUCCUGUAUUUACUUUCGAAUCAAGCACGAAGAAGUGUAACAGAUCUCAUGCCGAUGAUUGGAGCAAGAUUUUAUACGCAAUUAGAUGCAAUUCAGCUUCGGUCUGAUGUAUUGGAAAAUGAACUUUCCAAGGAAUUAGAAAAUGGGAGAUUAUUUAAGUUACUUGUAAAGUUGGGUACUAUUAACGAAAGACCCGACCUUAAUAUGGAACCUACGUGGGCAGAGACGGGUGACCGAUACAUGCUCAAAUUGUUUAGGGAUUAUGUUUUCCAUCAGGUAGCAGCUGAUGGAAGACCUUGGUUGGAUAUGGCACAUGUUGUGUCUUGUUUAAAUAAGUUGGAUUCAGGUUCAGAAGAUAAGGUAUGUUUGAUGUCACGAGAUGAACAGAGUAUAUUAGUAGUAAGUUAUGCAGAACUACGACAAUGUUUGGAAACCUCAUUUGGAGAGCUGAUACAAUCAGCAAAAGAAGCUGUUUAGAUCCGUGCCACAUUUUUUCUCGGUUGACCACAUAGUACAUACUCUGAACUACAAAUGUGAUAUCACGAUCGUAUAUUAUUUUAAUCUUUAUGAAGAUAUAGAAGACUAAGAUUUAAUCUAAGAAUUAAGUUUGGUAAUAAGAAUAAUAGUAUUUGAGCCAGUUUGUAAGUAUGAUUACAAGGUUGAUUGAAAGGUUAUGUGCAAAAUACAUUCUAGUAUUUGAAUGUAAUAUAUGUAUGUAUGAAUGUGAAGGAGUGUGAUGGUGUAAAUCUAAAAGUGUUUGAUUUUGUGAAAGCUAUUACGGUAGCAUACAAACAAACAAAAGAUUGUACACAACAUAAAGAUGUAAUAAAUUCUUAAGAUGUUUUGUGUGUGAAUACAGUUAAACACAGUCAGUGUAUAGGAUAGAUCUUAGUUUUUAGGAUACAACUAAUAAGCAUUAAUUUUGAAAUAAAUGUUUAUUUUUGAAAGCAAUCUUAA
Molecule: messenger RNA, 3679 nt
Organism: Bombus pyrosoma
Lineage: Eukaryota; Metazoa; Arthropoda; Insecta; Hymenoptera; Apidae
Gene: PAN3
Product: PAN2-PAN3 deadenylation complex subunit PAN3
Exons: 9
Coding region: 1373-3199 (608 amino acids)
Biological process (GO): mRNA processing; nuclear-transcribed mRNA poly(A) tail shortening; protein phosphorylation
Cellular component (GO): PAN complex; P-body
Molecular function (GO): protein kinase activity; poly(A) binding; ATP binding
Source: RefSeq, a predicted model, not a curated record